AUGCAGUCAGUAUGUUAUUGUAUAACCACAAAUUCCCAAGCGGCAGCUGUAAUCAAAGUGGACAUAGAAAUCUCGACCUAUUUACUCAGAACACCUACUGUCACACGCUGUUUACUUCCUCGUUGGAAGGCAUCUCGCUGGUUACUGCAUGUUACUCCCGAUGAGCGCCGGAAUGUAUUUGCUUUGCUUACAACUUAUAGAAAUCACACAAGAUUGCGACAGUCCGACGGGAUAAAUGGCAAGUAUUUUUACCUUACAAACACUGUGGAGGAGAUUUCAGCUGAUG
Messenger RNA from Dicrocoelium dendriticum, 286 nucleotides. The record is from the annotation of a GenBank genome assembly. Lineage: Eukaryota; Metazoa; Platyhelminthes; Trematoda; Plagiorchiida; Dicrocoeliidae.